UAUUUAUUGUCUUAACAAUUUAAAAACUCACAUGUUAAAACAACUGAACAUUUCAAUGGUUAAAAACCUGGCAUUCUUAUUACUUUCAUAGGGGCUAAAUUAUUAUAACAUUGUUUUUAGAUUCAAAUGAAGAUGAUAUUAUUUCACUUUUCACUGUGAAAAACAACUUAACGACAUUAGAAAAUGACUCACUGGAGAGUUUUAGCAGUGUUGUCAGGUCUCAUUUGCCAACUUUAUUUGGUGAUGGCUAUACCGAUGGAGAAAAACUCUUUGAGUCCAUCAGGGCCUGAGACGGAAACAUUGAACAAAAACAAGACCGCAGAUGCUUUCAUCUUCAAACUGCCUUCCUUCACCGAUAUAAUUUCCAAUGCAUUUGAAUCAAAGUUUGAUGAUAUCAGUUUGCCCUUCAACCCAAGAACUCUGAUGGAAAACUUCUUCGAGCCAGAAGAUAAAAUCAUAACUGCCUCAAGAAGCAAACCACGUAGUAUAUUUUUCCAAAUAUUUUCCCCUUUUAAGAGUUACUCAAACAGAGAGGAAAUCCCAGUACCGAGCAUGUUUGAUAUUCCAAUAAAAAAUACACAGGAGUUCGAAGACCAAAACAGCACAAACAAUAUUCCUUUCCAACAGUUUUUUCCUGACGUAUUCUUACAAAUGAUUCUCUCAAAAGCUAAUCAAACUGAGACAGGUGGCCACAUUAGCAACAAACUUCAUAAACAGUGCACUAGAGGUCAUCACUGCAACUGUGCUGUUAUCGCAUCUGCUGAAACAGGAAUAAUUAGGGAAAAUCCAAGAAAACUUGAAAUAAUAGAUAAAAACUUCUUGAUAUGUAUUUUACCAGCCUUAUUAGGGCUUGUCGUCGUCGUGACUGGAGUAGAAAUAAUUCGAAGACACAAGGCUAUGGUGAAGCAAGCACGGUGUCAAUCCCAGUUUGGCCACGUUCAACACUGCUAGGUAUUCAGGACUUUUGAAGCCCCCUUUAAAAUAAGUUUAAAAAACCGUUGGAUUUUAGUUUUUGUUAAUAAUAAAAAUAAAUACAAAUAAAAUAAA
Cimex lectularius (bed bug) is the source of this 1047-nucleotide messenger RNA. RefSeq lists its product as uncharacterized. The record is from RefSeq and is a predicted model, not a curated record. The coding region runs from base 184 to 951 and encodes 255 amino acids. The transcript has 4 exons. Lineage: Eukaryota; Metazoa; Arthropoda; Insecta; Hemiptera; Cimicidae.